Polistes dominula (European paper wasp) is the source of this 1146-nucleotide messenger RNA. RefSeq names its product prohormone-4. NCBI's taxonomy places the organism in Eukaryota, Metazoa, Arthropoda, Insecta, Hymenoptera, Vespidae. The record is from RefSeq and is a predicted model, not a curated record. Gene Ontology annotation, molecular function: protein binding.
AGGUGGAGGAGGAAGAGUGAGGAAGAGGAAGUGGAUUGAGUAAAUGGUGAAAUAAUAAUAAAAAAAAAAUAUAUAUAUAUAUAUAUAUAAUAAUCGUGUCUCUUCGGUUAUCGUUGACGAAGAGUGUGCCGAUUUAUUUCUACAAAAGCUGGACAAGAAUUUGAAGGACCACAAAUUCAACUGAAAUCAAAUUAAAUCAAAUCAAAUAUAAAUAAGGAAAUAAAGAUUUAACGUCGUUUAUUAUUCCUAUAUUUAAUCGACGUAAUAUAUUAUUUGAAAAAAAUAUUAAAAAAAAAAAAAAUGCCAAGAAGCAGAGCCUCAUCGGUCACGAGUUUGACCGCUCUUGGUCUCGGCCUCGCCCUGACGGUCUUUCCAUAUACCGUUGUGGCGAUCGAUUUGAGCCGUUUUUAUGGCAAUUUCAAUUCCAAAAGUUCAGACGACGCUUGUCGUCCUUACGAACCGUUUAAAUGUCCUGGCGAUGGUACAUGCAUCUCGAUACAAUAUUUGUGCGACGGUGCACCGGAUUGUCGAAACGGUUAUGACGAAGAUACGAAACUCUGCACGGCAGCUAAACGACCACCUGUAGAAGAAACGGCAAGUUUCCUUCAGUCAUUACUGGCGAGUCACGGACCGAAUUAUCUCGAAAAAUUAUUUGGUAACAGAGCACGAGAUACCCUUAAACCUCUCGGUGGUGUCGACAAAGUUGCCAUUGCGUUAUCAGAAUCUCAAACAAUUGAAGAUUUUGGUGCAGUUUUACAUCUGAUGAGAUCGGAUUUGGAACACUUACGUUCAGUUUUUAUGGCAGUUGAGAACGGUGACCUUGGAAUGUUGAAAUCACUUGGUAUCAAAGAUUCCGAAUUAGGGGAUGUUAAAUUCUUCCUCGAGAAGCUCGUCAAGACUGGCUUCCUCGACUGAAAAGGCAACGAUUAUAUCAAGGAUAAUUAAAUCGUCGUUGAUUUAUUUUUACGAUCCUAUCGAUUAUUAUUAUUAUUAUUAUUAUUAUUAUUAUUAACAUUUUUUUUCUCUCUCUCUCUCUAUUAUUCUAAAUAAUGAUUCAAUAUAAACGAUUAGGAUCGUAAAAUAUUAAUCACGUCGAUAUUUCAUUAUUUUUAAUUCAUUAUUAUUAUAUUCUACCUCGUUUCCCAC